CAAACAUUUGCAUAUAUUACGUCUAUGAUUGCUGGUCCAUUAAUACAUUCUCUUCUCCGUUUAGCAAUUAACAUACUCAAUCAAACAAAAUAUAUGGCUUCAUGUAAAAUUUUAUUUCUCUCUAUCCUUGCUAGCUUCUUUUUGUUUGCAAUUAUGAAGGCACAAGACACUCCUUAUUAUGUAGAUAAAUAUUGUAACACAAUCGAUACCACACCCAAAAGCACCUUCGAAGACAAUCUCAAAACCCUCUUCUCUUCCUUAUCAUCGAAAGCCAUCAGCAACACCGAAUUCUUCAACACCACAGGAACUGGUGUAAACCCCUUUGAUUCUGCCUAUGGACUCUUCAUGUGUAGAGGUGAUGUACCCUCUCAGCUCUGUCAUCAAUGCAUAGUUAAUGCAACCACAACACUAUCUUCAGAGUGCUCUUUGUCUAAACAAGCUGUGAUUUGGUACGACGAGUGCAUGGUUCGAUACUCCAAUACCUCUUUCUUUUCUACGAUUGAAACAACUCGUGGUGUUUUUAUAUGGAACCCAGGUAAUGUCACAAAAUCAAAAAGUUCCAUUCUUUUGUUAUUCUCAACCAUGAAUCAAACUGCAAAUGAAGCAGCAAGUCACAAGAACAAGAAGUUUGCCACAAAUGAAACAUUGAUUUUUGGAUCUCAAAACCUUUACACUCUAGCUCAGUGCACACCAGACUUGUCUUCUAAUGAUUGCAGAAGCUGUCUCAAUAAAGUGAUUAGAGAACUUCCAUGUUGUGAUGGAAAUCUAGGUGGAAGAAUUAUAUAUCCUAGUUGUAAUGUUAGGUAUGAACUAUAUCCUUUUUAUAGGACUACAAAUUCUGAUGCACUUUUUCCUCGAACAAAUCAUUCCAAACAAGAUUCAGGGUUUACACAAGAUCCAUUUUAUCUUUCCCAUAAUUGCUCAAGUAAUUACCAUUACUUACCUCAAGUUAAUUAUUUUCAAAUAUAUCUCAAACCUCUCUUCUUUUCUUUGUCUUCCAACGCUGCCAAUGGAAAUAUAUUUUAUGAAGAUCAUGUUGAAUACUUGGUGUAUGGACAAUUCAUGUGUCGAGGUGACCUUCCACCUCGACUAUGUGUUCAAUGCUUAAAAAACGCAACAGAUCGAUUAUCUUCAAACUCAACGUGUCGCUCUUCUCCCAAGGGUAUAAUGUAUAGUCACUGCUUGCUUCGCUAUUCGGAUUAUGAUUUCUCGAAAAUAGGAACAAGUCCUAUUUAUCGCGAUAUAAAUAUUUCAACAUCGAAACGAAACUCAUUCACUUAUAUAUUGUCGAAUCAUUUAUCCAAACUUGCGCUUGACACAGGAAUAAAUAGUGAAAAAUAUAUGACCAAGUCAUAUAAGUUGAAUGAAAUACAAAAUUUGUAUAUUCUUCAACAAUGUACACAAGAUUUGGCUAAGAAAGAUUGUGUUUCGUGUCUAAAUCAUAUUAUUAGUACAGCAAUUCCAUGGUCCAAAUUGGGAAGUGUUGGGGGAAGAGUUUUAUAUCCUAGCUGCAAUUUGAGGUUUGAACUGUUCAAAUUUUAUGGUGAUGAUUAUGGCGCCAACAAAAGUACUUUCACAUCGUCACCACGAGAUGCAGCAAAGCGAAAAACAAUUGUGUUCAUUGUUGUGCCUAUAAUUAUUUUGGUGAUGCUCUUUUCUAUUGGAUACUAUUUGCUAAAGAGAAUGGGAAUAAAGAGUAGAAGGACUAUUCUUCGAGAAAAUUUUGGUGAAGAAAGUGUCACUUUAGAACCAUUGCAAUUCGAUUGGGCAGUAAUUGAAGAAGCAACCAACAAUUUUUCUAAAGACAAUUACAUUGGCAAAGGCGGUUUUGGAGAGGUAUACAAGGGUAUCCUUUUUUAUGGACAAGAAAUAGCUGUAAAGAGACUUUCAAGAUGUUCGAAGCAAGGCGUAGAGGAAUUCAAGAAUGAAGUUUUAUUGAUAGCUAAACUUCAACAUAGAAAUUUGGUGACAUUUAUUGGUUUUUGCCUUGAAGAACAAGAGAAAAUACUUAUUUAUGAAUAUGUGACAAACAAAAGUCUUGAUUACUUUUUAUUUGAUUCUCAACGACAAAAGUUGUUAAGUUGGGUUGAACGCUUUAACAUCAUAGGAGGAAUUGCUCGAGGAAUUCUUUAUUUACAUGAACAUUCUCGACUCAAAGUUAUACAUCGUGAUUUCAAACCUAGUAAUAUUUUAUUAGAUGAAAAUAUGAUUCCAAAAAUUGCAGAUUUUGGUUUGGCACGAAUUGUUGAAAUAAGUCAAGACCAAGGAAGUACAAAUAGAAUUGUAGGAACAUAUGGUUAUAUGUCUUCAGAAUAUGCAAUGCUUGGACAAUUUUCUGAAAAAUCAGACAAUUUUAGCUUUGGAGUCAUGCUUUUAGAGAUUAUUACCGGAAAGAAGAAUGCAAGUUCAUACACACCACAACGUUUUGUUGAUGGACUCUUGAACAAUGUGAUUUGGAUAGAAUGGAGGGAUCGAACACCUUUAAGUAUAUUAGACCCAAACAUUAAAGAAGAUUAUUCUAAAAGUGAAGUAAUUAAAUGUAUUCAAAUUGGCUUAUUAUGUGUUCAACAUGACCCAAAUACUAGACCUUCAAUGGUGACAAUUGCUUCCUAUCUAAGCAGUUAUUCAAUUGAAUUACCAACUCCACAAGAACCAGCAUUUUUCUUGCAUGGUAAAACUCAUUCAAAAGCUCUUCCACAAGAAUCAAGUUCUACUCAAUCUGCCAAUAGUUGUGCAUCUAUCUAUGAAAUGCCUACAAGUAACUUUCUACGUCGAUAGUUAAUUAAAUUUUAUUUUAAUUAUAUUAUUGUUAUUUAUUGUGAACAAUAUAUGCUUUAGUUUCAAUUAAUAAUGAAGUAAAUUUUAGCA
Messenger RNA from Cicer arietinum (chickpea), 2868 nucleotides. Lineage: Eukaryota; Viridiplantae; Streptophyta; Magnoliopsida; Fabales; Fabaceae. The record is from RefSeq and is a predicted model, not a curated record.